AUGUUAUAUUGUUUUCUUAUCCUUUUGUCUCUUACCACAAUAUGUGGAAACCUCCUUGUAAUAAUUUCUGUGUUUUACUUCAAACAGCUCCACACUCCUACUAACUUCCUCAUUCUGUCUUUGGCUGUGGCUGACCUGCUUGUGGGGAUCAUAGUAUUUCCUUUAAGCAUGGCAUUUUCCCUCAGCUCUUGUAUGAAUCAAGAAGGUUUAUUUUACAGAUACUAUGCAGUUUGUCAUCCAUUGACAUAUAAAUCUAAAAUCAGCCGUCAUGUUGUUGUUGUCAUGAUUGCUGUAAGUUGGAUUGUUUCUGCGCUUAUUGCAAUUGCUGUGAUGACACCAAGACUAGAAGAACAAUGUCAGGAAGAAUGUUUUGUUGAUGUUUUCAUAGCAAACGCAGUUGGGUCCAUUUUAUCAUUUUAUCUUCCAGUUUUAAUAAUGCUGUGUAUCUACCUAAAGAUUUUUCUUGUUGCACAGAGACAGGCACGAAGCAUCCAAAGUAAAAUGAAAUGUGGAGUAACUGUCAGUAAGCUGGAGAGAAAGGCUACCAAGACUCUGGCUACUGUUCUAGGAGUGUUUCUUUUUUGUUGGACUCCUUUCUUUCUUUGUAUCAGUUUUCAGCCUUUUAUAAAAUAUUUAAUAGUUCCUGCAGUUGAAACACUUAACUGGGUAGCCUUGACAAACUCAACAAUAAAUCCAUUAAUUUAUGCUUUAUUUUAUAGCUGGUUCAGAUCAGCCUUUAAGAUUAUUAUAUCUGGAAAAAUAUUACAUUCUGACUUUGCUUGCACAAAGCUGAAUUAA
Nematolebias whitei (Rio pearlfish) is the source of this 798-nucleotide messenger RNA. Its product is annotated as trace amine-associated receptor 1-like. The record is from RefSeq and is a predicted model, not a curated record. Gene Ontology annotation, molecular function: trace-amine receptor activity. The transcript has 2 exons. Bases 1 to 798 code for a protein of 265 amino acids. NCBI's taxonomy places the organism in Eukaryota, Metazoa, Chordata, Actinopteri, Cyprinodontiformes, Rivulidae. Gene Ontology annotation, biological process: G protein-coupled receptor signaling pathway. Gene Ontology annotation, cellular component: membrane.